AUGGGAUUGCCUGCUGUCAGCUCGUCCAGGAUCACAACGACAGACAAAUUGCGCCUUUUCAUCCGGCCAGUCUUUUGCUUGCCUGUUGAGCGAGGUCUGUCAGCGGCGGAAAACAGGAUACCACGCAGAUCGGUCCCGUUUCAUGCCUUGAUCAUUGGCAUCGACAACUACCGAUCAGAUCAAAUCCCCAAUCUUCGUGGCGCUGCCUCAGAUGCCGACGCUGUCGACGAGUAUGUGCGCACCGAGCUUCGCGUCCCGGCACGUCAGAUUGUCAACCUCCGUGACAAGCAAGCUACUCGAAGCGCAAUCGUACGAGAACUGCAGGCGCUGUGCUCAAGAUCUACGCGUGCAAACGAACCUAUCCUCAUUUACUUUGCUGGACAUGGAACCAGUGCGCCAGCACCAGAUGGCUGGGCCACAGCGAGCCAUCGUAUUUCUUCGAUUGUUGCACAUGACACCCUGGCCAUAGAUCGUACUGGGACUAUGAUAUGCCCCAUCCCUGACCGAACUAUCGCCGCGCUCCUGUAUAAGCUUGCGCAAACGAGGACAGGCGAUCUCAAUGGCGAUAAUAUUACAGUAAUCCUAGAUUGUUGCCACUCCGGAUCGGGAACGCGUGAUCUUGAGCAUCGGCCCUACUGUCGACGACGCGGCUUUGACUUGAGGCUGGAUUUCAUACCCCCAACUCUAGAUCAGACUAUCUGGGAUAACUUUGACGGGGAUCGUGCUGUCGAUAUUGCUCCUGGUUUCGCCACGUCGGGGUGCAGAUCACAUGUUCUUCUGGCCGCCUGCCGCGAGAGUGAGACCGCCUUCGAAGAGAACGGUCACGGUGUAUUUACGCGCGCACUCUUGAGUACUCUACGCUCAGUUGCGACGGACUCGAUCACCUAUCGCGAACUAGUCCAGCGCCUCCCCAUUAUCCCCGGUCAAACCCCCCAAUGCGAGGGGCACAACGUAAAUCGCCUGUUGUUCGAUGCACUCGCACCCAGUAGAAGGCACAUUGCCUACCUGGUUCAUGAACGCGAUGGGAAGUUUGUAAUGAACGCCGGCGCAUGUCAAGGCGUGUCUUAUGGCGCUCGAUUCUCUAUCUCCAAGGAUAGCCCUGUUCUGUCAAAGCGCCCCCCUAUCUCGACUAUCAUGGUCGCGACCGCAGUGGAAACGCUCAGUACCGAAUUAUCUGGGUCCAUUUUCACUCAUCACCAGUCUGAUCCUAGUGCUGUGUAUUUUGCAUGGCAAGUCUCGCCUGGCGAUGCUGAAGUCCUUCGGCUACAUGUUCCUGCGUUUGGAAGGCUGCCACGCGCUCUGAGAGGAUUGUUCAAGGAACUCGGAAACUCAGAGGAGUUAGGUUGCCCCGUCCUUCUCUUGUCCGAUGAGCGCCAGGCGUCAAUAGGCGUGUCUAUGUCCGGUUCCGUCGUCACAUAUCCGAUCUAUGACCCUCUCAUCACAUCGCUGGGCCUGCAUAGACUAUAUGGAACGACUAAAGCGGACGUGCGAUUCAUUCACGCGGUCCUGCGCGGCGCCGCUCCCUUCUUUUGGAACUUGCACCGUUCGCCGGUGAAAAGCUCUAUGAGCCGGAAGGUUAUCGUACAGGUUCACGAAUUACGUGUAGACGUGGGCGGAUGUCUGGAUGAUGACUUGCGCCCGCCUUUCAUACCGCACGGGGAGAAUGUUCUGCGGUCGGGGACGGUCAAUAUCGUGGCGGAUGACAAGACAAUCUACGGAAUGUCCCUUCGUAACAGUUUCGGGGUACCGUUACACGUUUCGGUGUUCUUCUUCGACUGUAGCGACCUUUCUGUCAUAGAUUACUACCAACCGCCGGCUAUAGGAAAGAGUGGAGAAGCGUCUCUGCCAGCCGAUGGCACCCUAUCCAUAGGGUAUGGUGCCGAUGGAGGCGUCCCGUUCAAGUUCCGCUUAAGGCCAGGCCAAGAGAGAGACGUCGGCUUCAUCAAGGUUUUCAUAUCGACCGAGCCGGUGGACCUCUCUGGUGUCUUGCAGGCAUCGGUCUUUGACACGUCAAUGCCUCGUGGAACCUUCAGAGCCCAGGGCAGGUCGCGACAUGCCUGGGACACUAUACUCAUACCCGUUGUACAGCAUAAAGCACCAUCGGGAGACCUUUGA
Messenger RNA from Peniophora sp. CBMAI 1063, 2115 nucleotides. The record is from the annotation of a GenBank genome assembly. NCBI's taxonomy places the organism in Eukaryota, Fungi, Basidiomycota, Agaricomycetes, Russulales, Peniophoraceae.